Molecule: messenger RNA, 483 nt
Organism: Pediculus humanus corporis (human body louse)
Lineage: Eukaryota; Metazoa; Arthropoda; Insecta; Psocodea; Pediculidae
Exons: 3
Coding region: 1-483 (160 amino acids)
Molecular function (GO): protein binding
Source: RefSeq, a predicted model, not a curated record
AUGUUUACAUCUAAAGAACAAAUUUUGACAGUUUCAUUACAACGUCGAAAUGGUAAUGUACCAUGGGGGAUCAGCAUUGUGGGUGGUUCAGAUCAAGACUCUCCAUUAAUUGUAUCAAAAGUAUUGGUCGGAAGUCCAUGCGAAAAAAAACUUUUGGUAGGAGAUGAAAUUAAAAAAAUAGAAGAUUACGAUGCGAGAGACGUAACACAUCGCACGGCAUUAAUUCUUUUUAAUAAAGCUCAAAAUACAAUAAAACUCGUUAUAAAAAGUCCUAAAUCGUACGAAUCGUUUCCGAUAGCAUCGAAUCCAGAAACUCCUCGAAUUGGAAAUUUUUCAUUAUCAUUUCCACAAAAAAAUGAAUACGAAUCCGUUUAUUUUGAUGCAUACAAAAAUUUUAAUGGAUCUGAUGAUAAUGAAGCUGAAAUUGUUAAAAAUCAGGUAGGAAUAUUUUUUUCUCUAAGUUUAAUUGCAACAGGAAAUUAG